Molecule: messenger RNA, 663 nt
Organism: Clonostachys rhizophaga
Lineage: Eukaryota; Fungi; Ascomycota; Sordariomycetes; Hypocreales; Bionectriaceae
Source: the annotation of a GenBank genome assembly
AUGCCUGAGAUCACCUUGUAUCUUGCCAAUGGAGCCUGCUCCCUGGCAGCACAUCUCCUCUUAGAGGAAAUUGGCAUCCCCUACAAGACGGUCGUCAUGAAGAUGGGCCCCAGUGGCUGGAUUGCUGUUGACGGCAGCAUCGACACAGAUGAGUAUCGUCGUACAAUUCAUCACGCCGGCCAGGUCCCAGCCCUCAAAGUCGACAACGAAAUCAUAACCGAGAAUCCUGCCAUACUGAGCUUUAUUGCGACACUGAACCCGGAGAGAAAGCUGACUGGAAAGACGGCCUUGGAAAAUGCUCGCACUGCGGAAUGGUUGGCAUGGAUUUCCGGCACCCUACACGGAAACGCAUUUGGCCUGAUGUUCCGCCCUAGUCGUUUUUGCGAUAACGAAGCAGAGCAUGACAAGAUCAAACAGAAGGGCCGAGAGCGAGUUCUGGCUGCGUAUGGGAUCAUUGACAAGGCGCUGGAGAAGAAGGACUUCCCAGUCGGCGAGGCAGAGACUGUCGUUGAUUACUUCACGGUUCCUUUUUGGCAUUGGGGCGGUAGGGUUGGUCUUGAUUUGUCAUCUUUCCCCAACUAUACCAAGUUGGUCAAGAGAAUAGAGGCAAAGGAGUCAGCCAAGCGUGUUCUAGAAGAUGAGUCAGUGAAACCUGCACAGUAG